This is a messenger RNA of Daphnia magna, 6505 nucleotides long. RefSeq names its product probable chitinase 10. Gene Ontology annotation, molecular function: chitin binding; chitinase activity. Gene Ontology annotation, cellular component: extracellular region. The record is from RefSeq and is a predicted model, not a curated record. Bases 522 to 5972 code for a protein of 1816 amino acids. The transcript has 16 exons. Lineage: Eukaryota; Metazoa; Arthropoda; Branchiopoda; Diplostraca; Daphniidae. Gene Ontology annotation, biological process: carbohydrate metabolic process; chitin catabolic process.
CGAAGAGGGGACCACCCUUUGUGGGUUUUUCAUAUCAUCACCGACAAGAUUGAAUUGAUUUUGUUUUUUUUCAAACUCCCCCCUUCUCUUGAAAACCGUUCGAAAGCCACACAAUCUAACCAAAAGGAAAUUCUUUUCGUCUGUUUUUUUUUUUGUUUAUUUCGGAUUGUUUUCUACGCAUUUCAUUUCCCCCCCCCCCAAAGGGUCGACAUUGCCCACCAAAGUUCAUUCCGCCCUGUGUUAUUUGUUUUCUUUUAGAAAAUCUAUUCUCGAGGCUCGGGAAAAAAAAAGAAGAUUUUCCCUCUUUUGGAUUUUCAGUAUCCGCACCGGUAUCGCAUCCCGUGAUUUAUUGUCAACGCAAGACGGAGGAGGACACGUUUUUAUAUUUUGUGCGCGUUACUUUCUUCACGGCUAUCUGACCCGUUGCAUCACUGCGCACAACAACACGAUUGUCGAAGCGAAAAGGAGCGCGAUUUGUCUGCUCAAUCAACCCCCACACGCAGACAAGUUUUGAAGGAACAAUGAAACUGCGGUGGUGCCUGACGCUGGUCGCAGCUGUGACGCUUGUGAUCGGCGCGCAAGCCGGUGGAGAACAGUUGAUGGAUGGUGUCGACCGAGACUAUGCUAAUGAGCGGACGCUAGUAGCCGUGCAACCGGUCGUCGGAUUCAACCGGGGUGCUAUCGAGCAUCGGCCCAAUUCCGACGACAUCCGCCGACAGCAAUCGCAGUACACCCGCGGACGGCUCAUGGAGCUCGAAAUCCUGAGCCAAAUCAAAGAGACGGGCCAGCAGGACCAGCCGGCCGAUGUCGAACGCAACCCAAUUAGGAACAACAACAACAACAACAUUUACGUGGAAGAGCAACACUCGUAUCCGGAGAGUUACCGAGGAUUCAACGGUCACUCGUAUCAAAAUGAACCGCCCGUUCUCGACGCGUUGGAGCGACUCGUCGACCCGGUGCCAAUCGAUCCGUUAUCAGACACUAGAAAUGGAGAGGAUUACAAGGUCGUGUGCUACUACGAAUCGUGGGCCAUCUAUCGUGAGGAGCCAAUGACCACCAGUCCGGCGGAUGUCGAUCCAUUCGGCUGCACCCACGUCAUCUAUUCAUUCCUCGGCCUGGACAAGACAUCGUUAACAGUUACCAUUCUCGAUCCCGAUUACGAAGUCAUCAGAGGCGGUUUUCGAGCGGCGCUGGCCCUUAAGAACAUCAACCCUGACCUACAAGUCAUGAUAGCUAUUGGCGGCUGGACAGAAGGAGGCAAACAAUAUUCUCAGAUGGUGUCCAGCAGCGCCACCCGCGCCAAAUUUAUCGAUUCGGUCGUCGCCUUUAUGGAAAAAUGGAAAUUUGAUGGAUUCGAUCUCGACUGGGAAUACCCAGGUGCAACGGAUCGCGACGGUAGAUGGGCGGAUAAAGAAAAUUUCGCUUUGUUGGUGGAGGAAAUGUCAGCCGUCUUCCAACGGCGCAAUUGGCUCUUGACGGCGGCUGUUCCAGCAGCCACGUUCCGCAUCAAUGAAGGCUACGAUGUGCCGCGACUUGCCAAAUCUUUGGAUUUCAUUAACGUCAUGACGUACGAUCUGCACGGCACGUGGGACAAUUACGCCGAUCACCACGCCCCGCUUUUCAGGCGUCCCUUCGAUACGGGCGCCACGCAGAACCUACACUCUGACGGCGCUUUGUCUUACUGGAUCUCCAAAGGAGCUCCGGCCUCGAAAAUCAUUUUCGGCAUUCCGUUUUACGGACGCAAUUUCCGGCUGGCCAAUCCGAGCAACACGCAGCCCCGGGCACCGAUCGCCGGUGCUGGAAUGGUCGGUCCCUACACCAAGGAGGCCGGCUUCGUUGCCUAUUUCGAAAUUUGCAGGUGGCUCCAGGAGGGCGGAUGGCAAGAACUGCAAGAUCCGGCUGGAAGUCCGUACAUCGUCAAGGGAGACCAGUGGAUCGGCUACGACACGGUCGAGUCCGUCGCAGUGAAAAUGGAUUACAUCAGACAGACCGGAUUGGGAGGAGCGAUGAUCUGGGCAGUGGGACUGGACGACAUCAAAGGAGAUUGUGGACCUCAACGGCCUUUGCUGCGCGCAAUCAACGACGGGUUAGGUCGAAAUGGACAAACGCCGACAGUUGUUACACCUAGACCCACAACAACAGCCCGUCCGACGACGACUACUCCAUCACGGCCUUCGACAUCCGGUCCAGUUGAACAAUCUACUUUUGCUCCGCUACAACCGAUCCCAAUCGUUCCUCCCGCACCAACGACAACUGCUCCUUCAAGCGGAUUCGAUCCAAACUGUCUGUUAAAAGGGGACAGCUUUUUCGCCCAUCCAGGGGAUUGCAGUCAGUUCUACCGUUGCGUUGGACCGAGCGCUUAUUUCUUCAAUUGCCCAGCCGGUUUGCUGUUCAACCCCAGCAUCUUUGUUUGCGAUUGGCCGGAGAACGUCCAGUGCAAUUCAGAGAACUCUAGAAUAAGCGCGGAACGGCAAUUGCAAAAGAAUAAAGACUACAAGGUCGUCUGCUACUACAGCAGCUGGGCAUGGCUGAGACGCGGCGAUGCCGAAUUCGUUCCAGAGAACGUGUUAUCAUCCAGCUGCACGCACGUCUUGUACGCCUACGCGGGUUUAGAUCCGAAAACUUUGCUCAUCAAAAGCAACGACAUUUGGACGGACAUCAGCAACAGAAUGUACGCCAGGAUAAAUUCAUUGAAGCAAAUCAAUCCUAGUCUGAAAAUCAUGUUGGUAAUGGGCGGGUGGACGGAGUCGCGUGACGACGCUUACAGCCGGCUCGUCUCCGACGCUAGGGCGCGUUCCACGUUCGUCGUUCACGCGGUGGCUUUCCUCAAAACGUACGGAUUCGACGGUCUGCACCUCGACUGGCAGUACCCGGUUUGCUGGCAAGCUGAUUGUUCCAAAGGACCCGCAUUCGACCGAACAAACUACCCCGUUCUAAUUCAAGAACUGAGCCGUGAAUUUGGUAGAAACGAUCUUUUACUGGGCGUUAACGUGGCCGGUUACAAGAACGUCGCCGUGACGGCUUUCGACGGCGCUGCUAUCGGACGAUUCGCCGAUUUCAUCACGGUGCCAACUUUCGAUUUCCACGGCAGCUGGGAGAGCAUGACAGGGCACACAGCUCCACUUGAAGGGAGCGGCGAUUCGGACAGUGUCGAAGCUAGCAUGAACUACUGGAGCAGACAGGGCGUACCAGCAGCUAAACUUGUCGUUGGUAUUCCAUUCUACGGGCAGAGUUUCACAUUAGCCGUUCCGGCUACAACUAGAGAUCAAGCGGCCAUCGGCGUCAAGGCCAAAGGAGCUGGACUCCCUGGCCCUUAUACCCAACAAGCGGGCAUGUUGGCUUAUUACGAAAUUUGUCAUCAAGUGCGUCAAGGUAUUUGGACCGAGGUGAGCAACGAUUCCCCAUUCGCCUUCAGGGGUAAUCAAUGGGUCGGCUACGAUAACGUGGAUUCAGUCCGCCGGAAAGCGAACUACAUCAAACGCCAAGGCUUUGGCGGUGCGAUGGUCUUCUCCAUUGACAUGGACGAUUUCAAGAAUACGUGCUGCACAGAAGCUUUCCCUUUGACUAAAGCUAUCGCAAGAGCCCUUGGCAUCCGCACAGAUCCACAGCCAACACCUGGAGUCAACUGCCAGCGUCCACCUUCACCAGUCACACCACCCCCGCUAGCCAUCACAACUGGUUUCGAUUCAGGCAUGAGUACAAGGCCUACCACUCCAUCCACAUUCCCAAUGAUUCCAACUACACCACCAACUCGGCCACCAACUCGGCCACCUACUCGGCCACCAACUCAACCGCCAACUCGGCCACCAACUCAACCGCCAACUCGACCAUCUACUCGCCCGCCAACCCAACCACCGACACGACCGGCAACACGACCACCAACCCAACCACCGACACGACCUGCAACACGACCACCGACUGAGCCACCGACUCAAACAAAUUGCAUCAACGGUCAAUAUUACCCCGUGCCGGGCGAUUGCACCUCUUUCGCUAGAUGCGUCAUGGGCGUCCUGAAGAAGAACAAAUGCUCACCUGGCCUGUACUGGAACAACGACGAGACGCUUUGCGAUUGGCCCGAAAGAGUCAACUGUCAAUCAGAUGAUCAAGUUACCUUGCCAGCCACCUUAGCACCCACACGUUCCACCACCCCCUUUGUACCGACGAUAAGCAACACGGAACCAUUCAGGCCUACGCCCAGGCCUACGACACGGCCACCACCAGCCAUCGAACCGGUUACAGAACAAUGUCAAGAAGGACAAUACAGUCAAAGAGGGCCAGACUGUUCCGCCUAUCAAUGGUGCAUCAACGGGCAGCUAAUCGAACAAGGUUGCCAACCUGGACUGCAUUGGAAUCAGCAAAUAAAAGUCUGUGACUGGCCAGCCAACGCAAACUGUCCAUUCAACGGCCUUGUCCCGGGUGGAUCUCAAACGACGCCCUCAUUAGCAGUCACAACAGGCAGACCAACCCGGCCUUCAACAACAACAAGGCCAUCAAGACCGACCGAAACAAUCAGGCCAACAAAACCGAUAACUACGACCAAACCAGCAAGACCUCCUCAGCCAUCCAAACCAGGCGAGUACAAGGUGAUCUGCUACUACACCAACUGGUCUUGGUAUCGUCCCGGUGAAGCCAAAUACUCCCCAGCUGACAUCGAUGUCGACCUUUGCACUCACAUCCUUUACGGCUUUGCCACGUUAGAUCCCAACCAAUUAACAAUGCGAGUCUUUGAUUCGUGGUCGGACACGGACGAAUACGGACCGAAAUUAUACGCAAAGGUAGUGGCCCUCAAGAGUCGCGGCGUCAAAGUUUUGAUCGCUCUCGGGGGCUGGAACGAUUCACUGGGCAACAAAUACAGUCGGAUGGUCAACGAUCCAUCGGCCAGGAAACGAUUCAUUGACAACGCUAUCCUCUUCAUCGAGAAAUACGGAUUCGACGGACUCGAUCUCGACUGGGAGUACCCAAAAUGCUGGCAGGUGGAUUGUAACGCUGGUCCAGCUUCGGAUAAACCGGCUUUUGCCGCUUUAGUCAGCGAAUUGAGAGCCGCUUUUACUCCGCGAGGUUGGCUCCUAUCGUCCGCCGUCUCGCCGUCCAAGACGGUCAUCGACGCUGCGUACGAUGUGCCUUCCCUAUCACGAGAUUUCGACUGGAUCGGGGUCAUGACGUACGAUUACCACGGUCAUUGGGACAAGAAAACUGGUCACGUAGCUCCGUUCACCACCCAUUCGGAAGCGGAUGUCGUCUACUUCAACACGAAUUACACGCUCAAUUACUGGAUCAAAUUGGGAGCGGAUCCGGCUAAAUUGAUCCUCGGUGUGCCACUCUACGGCCAGUCAUUCACGCUGGAAAAUCCGAACAACAACGGACUGAACGCCCCGGCUAAAGGGACUGGCCAGCAAGGAGAAUUCACGCGUCAAGCUGGAUUCCUUGCCUACUACGAGAUUUGCAAACAAAUCAAAGGAAGCGGAUGGACAAUUGUACAAGACGAAGAAGGAGCCAUGGGACCAUACGCCUAUCGCGGGGAUCAAUGGGUCUCUUUCGACGACGUCGAUAUUGUCCGUAGAAAAUCCGACCUCGUUCGCACGAUGAAACUCGGCGGCGCCAUGAUCUGGGCGCUAGACCUGGACGAUUUCCGCAACCGGUGCGGAUGCGAAACCUAUCCGCUGCUCAAAACAAUUAAUCGCGUACUGCGCAAUUAUCCGGCAUCGGGAGAAACGUGCGCCAAUUCACCAAUGAAACUAGAUGGCGGUAAUGACAACAACGACAGUUCGGAAAGUGUCAGUAUUUGGGCUCCCAUUUCGGGUAAAGGAACUAGCUGCACGAGCGGAUCCUUCCGGGCGCAUGAAUCCACUUGUACUAGCUAUUAUCAGUGCGUGAACGGACAAUGGGCCGAAGCCAGGUGCCCCGGAGGAUUGUACUGGAAUCGAAGCCAUUGUGAUUGGUCUUUCAAUACGAAAUGCGGGUCAGCGGCUUGAAUGGAAAAUAUCAUUUUAAAUUGCUGGAUUUGUUUUUAAAAAUUCGGCAUGUUUUUUUUUACUCCUUUUUUUCCUGGUUGGUUGUCUGGUGCUUUCAAUCUAUCAUGGGAUAGUUAAAAUGGAUUUUUACAUUGUAGUAUUGAAAAAAAAAAUGUGGUGGGAAACAUGAUGCACGUUGCAACCGUUGAUACUUUUUUCCCCUUUUAAUGGAUUCCUCAAAUCAAAGUAGCCAAUUAUUGGACCAUUUUUUAUUUAUUUUUUUUUUAUUUGAUGAAAGCGGUUCUUCUGAACCUAUUAGAAAAACACAGAGUACUGGCCCUAUUGCCACAAACUGCAUCCAUAAAUGGCCAGGGUAUUAUUUCAAAAGAAUUCCUCCAUUACUGAUAAAGACGAUGGGAUUCAAUAAAAAAAAGAAUCGGGUAUGCCUCUAUUUGUGUCUGUCUGUAUCGUUUGGUUUUUUUGUUUUUUUUUUUAUUCUCAAAUUGUUGUUGGUGGGAUUUGUUGCCAUGACAAUACACGAUUCCCCAUCUCCA